GUAUUAUUAUUGUGAGUAAUCUACCUGAUCUACUGAGUUCUUCAUGUUGUAGUAUAUUUUUAGUUAUUCUGAUUGGUGACGUUAUUUUUUAAUUUUAUGCAUCAUUUUAAAUUUUUGCAUGUCACUGUUUAGAUAUUUGAUUAUCUAUUUUGCAUUUUAGCUCAUUCCCACGAAGUAUAUAACAUGACUGUCAGUGAAUAUCAGGAGAAUUGUUUAAUGUAUGUCAUCAUAGUCAAUUGAGAGUAAUAAGCUUGUAAGGGGUGUAUUCAUUACUGUACAGUUCUUAAUUUCAUAGCUCUUGUCUUGCAGUUGAUCAUAAACAAUAUGUUUCAAGAUGACAUUGACAGAACUGUGAUUCAAUGUCAUGAUUUCAAUGGGAAGCAUUUUAGCAUACUUCUGAUUAUUCGAUCUUUUUCCAUGAGUUUCAAAUUUGGAAUGUUUUAAUGUCGCCUGUAUUUGUUGCUAAUUUAAAUUAUACUAUUAACUGUGGUAGUCAAUUGUAAAUUUAAUGUUUUCCUCUUGUGAAUUUUUCUUGUAAGGAGGUAUUUAGAAAGCAAAAAACAUGGCAUCUAGUUAUCGAACUGCAGUUGCAUCAAAAAUACAAAUUUCAUCUGAUGAAGGUGAAGUAAAUAGUAGUGACUCAAAUAGUGACGAUGAUGAUAUAUCAUAUAUGAAGAAGCGGGCAAAGACCAAUGCAAACAAUUAUUCAGAGACAAAUAAGCCUGCUGUACAAAACAAUUUUACUAAACCCAAAGGAAGUAAAAAUGCAAAUAUAUGGGGAUCAGUUCUGACUGAACAAAGUUCUCAGGAUAUAUCAACAAAUUUGGGAGCUGUUGGCAUGCAACAUCUAAUAUCCAGAGGUCCAGAAUCAUUUGAUCUUCCUUCACAUUUUGGACACAAAAGAAGAGAUGUUGAAUCUGAUUCCAAUGAAUCUUCUAAUGACGAAUCAGAGGAACAACAUAAUCAAUGUUAUGACACAGAAAUGCAACAACAUAAAACAAAUGAAGCAGGAAAAAAUGGGUCUCAUGCUCAAGGACGGCGACGAAAAAGGAAAGCGAGUAAAAAGAAAAAAAAUGUUCCGACAUUCAAGCCGGGCCAGGAGGUUAAUCUUAAUAGAAGAUGUGAACUGGCAGAUACAGAUCCUGUCGACAAAGUAGCAGAAGAAAUAGCGUUCAGGUUGUGGGAACGCAAAAAAGAUUUAAUUCGAUCUUUGACAGAAACUCUAGGUGUUAAAAAAGCUAUUGAUUUUUGCAACAAGACCCAAGAUAUUGAGAAGAGUGGGGGACUUUUAACUAUGACGGGGUUGAGAAGAAGAACUCCGGGUGGUACAUUUCUCUAUCUUAUAAGAAAUGAUCCCAAUUUAGAUCAACAGCAAAUUAAUAAUAUAUUCAGUGUAGAAUCUGAAAGGGAGCGAAUGCAAUGGGAACAGCGCAAAAUCGCUAAACGGAAAAAGAAACCUGAACCAAUGGAACAAAUCCCAAAUUCAUGGAGCAUGGCAGAAUCUAAAGAUGGACAUGAAAUGGAUUUUAAUACAAAUGACAUUUCCAUACAAUCUAGUAAUAUGUCAAAGACUUUUGUUGCUGAUUCGAACACUAACAAUGUGAAUAGCUUCUUUGAAAAUUCUUCGAAAGUAAUGGUCAGUGGGUUUCAAAAAUUACCCGCGGAACUUAGUGAUGGAGAAGUUGUCGAUACUGAUGAAGAUAUUGAAAAUUCUACCAGUUUUGGCUGACAACAGAAUCAAAUCCUGUGCUGCCUUCAAUUUAAUAAGCACAUAAUUUAUUCAAAAUAGAGCGGUUUUUAGCUCAAUGUGCUUCUAAAGCAUGAAGCCAGAAAUAUUUGAUUCCAUAACAUACUUUUUAUUUAAUGGCAACAAAUUUUCACAUAUUUAUAUACAAAAUAUUCAUGAUUUAAGGUUCAAAAUUAGAGGAUUUAUACUUUAGGAUCCAGGUUGUCAGAACCAGCUUCAAAAGCACCUGCGGUUUGUAUUGAACAGACUGUGUCAUUGAACUGCUGGCUGCCCUGAAUGUGGUUCAACUCCAGCGAUAUUCAUGUUGAGAAGGUUGCUGGUUGUUCAUGGGAUGUUUCCCACAGCUAUUGGCUCUCCUAUUGAUAUUUAUGCUUCCAACAAGUUUAAAAUUCACAGUUCCAAGACUACAUCAAAAUACCAACUUGAAGGAGAUAUUAAAAUAUGGCUAUCCAUCCAUACCAGCUACUUCAACUUUUAAUUGAGUAGUUUUAGCAUCAAGUCAGCCAGCCGGAGUACGAAGCACUCAUUUGUGCCUCAGGAUUGGAUGUACCUGUGAAUGCGAUAUAUUUUUCUAGCAUGUGCAACUUUCUGCAGGAGCCACUGUGCGAAUGAAGAGACAUCUGCUUCUAAUUGCAUGAUAAAUUAAUAUGAAUUAACUGUGAUUUAAUUGAAUUCAGAAUAAUAAAACAUUAUGUUUUUUUCAUUCACGAG
Molecule: messenger RNA, 2458 nt
Organism: Styela clava
Lineage: Eukaryota; Metazoa; Chordata; Ascidiacea; Stolidobranchia; Styelidae
Product: phosphorylated adapter RNA export protein-like
Biological process (GO): snRNA export from nucleus
Cellular component (GO): nucleus
Source: RefSeq, a predicted model, not a curated record